UCAGUUCAGUGUUUUGUUUAGAAACUCCACAGGCUGCACGAAAAUCCAUAAAAUCUCCGCUCCAAUGUCUGGUGAAACGGAUGCGUGUGCGAUGGAGGACAGCACGCGCAAGUGUACAGCGUGUUUCUCCUUCAGCGAGUCAGAAUAUUUGAACAUCUUUGCCGAGGAAAAUGUGGACAAGGACAUUGCUACCGUCAUAGCCAUGCAUCUUUGGUUUGAGGUCACUCCCACAGACGAAUGCCAAUGGAUCUGCCGGACCUGUUGGACAAGCUUGGACGCGUUCCACAGCUUCUACGUCAGCAUUGAGCAACGGCACGAACGGCACACGGACAAGCUGCGUGUGGACAGUAUCGUCGACAGUGAGCAAGCGGCGAGCCCGUCCCCUGCCAGUCCGACGUACAAUACGGAGUUUCUGGAGAUAAAGGGCGAACCGCUGGACGGCGACGACGAACUGGAGGACCUAGAGGACGAGGAGGAGGAGGAGUUUGAUCUGACGGAAGAUGGCGACGGUAGUUGCGGAGGAAGUGACAAAAUGCUACCGAGCGAAGAGAUUAAGAGCGAAAGUGAUUCGGAUGGAGAAGGAGGAAGCGUAUCGUCCCGUGCGGAUGAGGGCAGGAAAAGACAACGACCGUCCCGAUCCCGCAAUGCAUCCCGCGCUCCCAAGCGCGAUGCCGAAGAGCAGCUGGCAAAACGGAAGGCCGGCGGUCGGUUUCCUGCCGAUCCGGAGGAGGACAAGAACAUCCUGCAGUUCUACAAGCGCAUCGUGUGCGAGGUGUGCGACAACAAGCGGAUGAUGGUGGGCGAGCCGCUGAUAGAGUACGCGACCUGGGGCGAGCUGCUGCGGCACACGAAGGAACUGCACGGCCAUUACAAAAUCUUCGUCCAGUGUCCGGUGUGCGAGAUGAAGCUGCGCACGAAGGUGACGCUGGUGCAGCACAUGGACAUGCACCAGAACCCGGACAAGUAUCGGUGCGAGGUGUGCGGCGAGGUGUUCCAGAACAUGAAGGAGCACAUGCAGAACAAGCACGAGGAGCGACAGUUUAGCUGUGAUCAGUGCGGCAGCAAGUUCCCGUUCAAGAAGCGGCUCGUGGUGCACAUGAAGAAAAUGCACGGCGAAAAGGAUGUCACGUGCGAGCAGUGCGGAAAAUCCUUCACAAAGUACACGAUCGAGGAUCAUCGGCGUUCGGUGCACAUGGACCGGUUUGUGUGUGAGCAUUGUCCGAAAACGUUCAAAAUUCGGUUCCGCCUGCACAAGCACAUGCAGGAGCACGACAAAAGCCUGCGCAUCUCGACCUCCGUGCCGUGUCCGACCUGCGGGCAGGUGAUGGGCGACAAGUACAUCCUCCGCCAGCACAUCAAGCAUAUGCACGUCGAGCAGCAGGCGGUGGAUUGUGAGACGUGCGGGAAAACGUUUAAAAACCACCGCAACCUCAAGAUACACCUCACGAACGUGUGCAUGAAGCCGGUGCAGCUGCAUCCGUGCGCAAUCUGUGGUAAGCAGUUUCGGCACAAGAACAAGCUGAAGGACCAUAUGGCGUCCUGUACGCCGAAUUGAGGUGGUAGGUGUGGUAUAGUAGCGUCCACGCGUGUAGUCCCACACACCUUCAAUUGGUGCGCUAGUGGCCGGUGAUGCUCCGAGAUUGGAGCGCAUCCAAAAGAUGUGAUAUUUGUUUAUUAAUUGAAAGAUAUGUGUUACUUGUAAAGUAAAGAGAUGCUCGUGGGUGUAUAUAAACUGACAAGAUGGGGGAUCGUCCUGUGGAUUGAAGGAUAGCACAGACAAUCUCUUCCUUACAAGGAGUCGUUUGGCACAAUUGGUUGAUUGGAAGGAUCUUGUACGGAUCGUGUAUAGAUAUUGGGUUCUAUUGAUUGGACGACAAGGACGAUCAGUUCGUUCGCUGCUGGCCAGCGUCAAUGAAGGGCAAUUGGAAAAAAAUCGAUGAGAACACCAGACAGACCACCGGAAAAGAUCUGUGAUAAAUGUUGAUUAAGUAAGUUAAUCGCAAACGUUGAUUGCAAAUGAGCAGAAGCUCCUGAUAGUGAUCGGUUAGAUACGAUCGCGAAAAAUAAACCCGUCUGGGGAGCAGUUCACGGUAUCGUUUAGUUAUUUAUCACAGCUAGGAGGGAUAUUAUUUAAAAAGAAAGAAAAAGUGUAGAAAUAUUAAACUAAUUCAAUCGUAAUGUGUAAAAUCUGCUUCUGCUCAUGUGUAAAAUAAAGCUCUUUUCGGAUGCUUUCAGCAUA
This is a messenger RNA of Anopheles arabiensis, 2239 nucleotides long. RefSeq names its product transcription factor grauzone-like. Gene Ontology annotation, biological process: regulation of transcription by RNA polymerase II. The coding region runs from base 65 to 1555 and encodes 496 amino acids. Gene Ontology annotation, cellular component: nucleus. Gene Ontology annotation, molecular function: RNA polymerase II transcription regulatory region sequence-specific DNA binding; DNA-binding transcription factor activity, RNA polymerase II-specific; zinc ion binding. The transcript has 5 exons. Lineage: Eukaryota; Metazoa; Arthropoda; Insecta; Diptera; Culicidae. The record is from RefSeq and is a predicted model, not a curated record.